AUGGACGAGUACAGCUGGACACGGCUAAGCAAUCACAAUGAGCACAGUGUCGAGAACGGUGGAGGCAGCCAGGUGCUGUCGGAGUGUGAAGACUUCAAACAGGAGCAGUCUCGGAUCAGCCGGCUGGAGAGACAGGCCCAAGACUUCCUCAAUGCUGUGUUCCACAGAAAAGACCUCCCAAGUUUCUCAGACCCUCACAUUCCUCUAGUGGCUCGUGAGAUCAUGCAGCGAAUGAUCCGCCAGUUCGCUGCGGAAUAUACCUCAAAAACUACUCAGGACGACCCGCCCCUGCCCAACGGCACCAUGAAGGACCAAAGCCUGCCGAGAGCGGCGUCUCUGGCCCCGGCCCCUUGCUCCCCACCCGGGCCCCCGCCAAGCUCCCCUCCAUCAUCUGCCUCCUCCUCCCCAUCCCCGAGCUCGGGACCGGGCCUCAGCCCCACCUCUGCUGCCUCGGCCGCUGCUGCUGCCUCAGCACACGCCUGCACCCAAAGCAGCAACGGUACGGGAUCCAGUAACGGUGGAGGAGGAACGACCGCUGCCUCUACACAGAAUCCCGUCCUCAGCAAGCUUCUCAUGGCCGACCAGGAUGGACCGCUGGACCUCACCGUUAAAAAGGAACAGGCUGACCCAGAGCCGACCCAGCAGGAUGGCGUCCUGGACCUCUCUACCAAGAAGAACCACAGCGCAGGCAGCCUCAAAGCCUUCCCCGGCCUCUCCUCUACGCCCGGGGUCAAAGGACGUUCCCUCAAAGUGGAACAAGCCCUGCCAGAGGUGGAUGAGGACGACGGCCUGCUGCAGAGAAGCUUGCAGGACGGACUGAGAGAGAACUACAUCACCUCAAGCUCUUUCAAGCCACCGAUGGCCCGCUCGCUUCGCAUCAAGGAAGAGCUCCUCAGCCAGAAGCACCGCCUCCUGAGUCAGCCUGCUGCUCUUUCAUUGGCUAAUCUGGAGUCAGCCGGCUUGCUCAAUCACGUGCAGUCCCACUCCUUGCUCGGCCAGAAGGGCUCUUCCUCUUUCUGGGGGAGCAAGGCCCACCUCGACAGCCUGAUGAAAUUUAAGCAGGCCAGCGGAGCUCUGAGUGGGGCCCUCAGCGAGCUCAAAGACCUGCCUACGUUCCUGGAGAAUCACAACCACCACGGAGCCUUCUCCUUCAAGAGUUCCCUCCAUCAUCACCACCACAAUCAGGUCUCCAAGGCCCAACACCACCACCACGACGGCAAGAGAGACCAGGGCCAUUCACCUCCUGUUGACCUAAAGAUACCCCAGGUUCGGGGCAUGGAUCUCUCCUGGGACUCUCAUGCCUCUGAACUAUAUGGCUACGGCGCCAUGGGGGUCGGAGGUGGUGGCCAUGGGGAGAACAGCUUGAGCCGGAAGCUGAGAGCCAUCCUACCCAAGCAGAACCGCCGGGGAGGAAGCCUCGGGAGCCUGUUGGACGGAGCGGCCGACUACUGGAGCGCCGACUUGGACCACUCCAGUUCUGGGCCGGCGUACUCCACCUCUGAUGCGGAAGGGGACCCGAACUCCAAGCAGCCUAGGAAGAAGAGGGGCCGUUACCGUCAGUACAACACCGAGAUCCUGGAGGAGGCCAUUACGGUCGUGAUGAACGGGAAGAUGAGCGUGUCCAAGGCCCAGAACAUGUACGGGAUCCCGCACAGCACCCUGGAGUACAAGGUAAAGGAGCGCUUGGGAACCCUGAAGAACCCCCCAAAGAAGAAGAUCAAGCUGAUGAUGAAGAUGGAAGCAGGAGGCCCGGAUUUUCCCGCGGAGUCAGAGAACACACCCACCGCAACCUCACGAGACGACGGCCCGCCGCUAGCAGCCGCCGAGCUCAAGGACGAUGUAAAAGAAGAGAUUGAUGAUGACAAUUUCAAACCAAUCGACUAAACGACUAACACAUGUAAACCU
Messenger RNA from Scomber scombrus (Atlantic mackerel), 1905 nucleotides. It is a transcript of the gene lcor, whose product is annotated as ligand dependent nuclear receptor corepressor. The transcript is spliced from 5 exons. Bases 1 to 1884 code for a protein of 627 amino acids. The record is from RefSeq and is a predicted model, not a curated record. NCBI's taxonomy places the organism in Eukaryota, Metazoa, Chordata, Actinopteri, Scombriformes, Scombridae. Gene Ontology annotation, cellular component: nucleus. Gene Ontology annotation, biological process: regulation of transcription by RNA polymerase II. Gene Ontology annotation, molecular function: DNA binding.